Molecule: messenger RNA, 4229 nt
Organism: Mytilus californianus (California mussel)
Lineage: Eukaryota; Metazoa; Mollusca; Bivalvia; Mytilida; Mytilidae
Exons: 2
Coding region: 61-2181 (706 amino acids)
Source: RefSeq, a predicted model, not a curated record
GAUAACUUUUAUAAACAACUUCCGACUACAAAUAUAAUAGAUUCCGACAAAUUAACAGAUAUGGAUGAUAUGGGGAAUUCCAACGACGAGAGACAGAAGACAUUUUUAUUAAUAACUUGCUUAAAUUUGAAUGGAGCGUCCAAGGAUAUGAUUAAUUACAGAAUAUCAUGCUUCAAAGCGAUGGAAGGCAUGUACAGUAUUGCAAAUUUAGAAAGAAGUCCAAUGCGAGGCUAUUUUAUAGGUAGUCAAAUUGAAGGCACUACACUUAUCGGAUCCGAGUCGGAUGAAGAUAUCAUGUUCGUAAAUGAGGACAUAACUGUUAUUUGUGAAACAGAUAGACAUGAAGUGGAUCAAUUAGGAGAGCGUUUAAAUAGAUUUCAUAGCACACAGAUUAAAUCAAACAUUCCGAUUGGUGUUAUUUUGGAAAGUGAAGAAACACCUGGAUAUGUAAAAAUUAGAGUUGUCGACGCCAAAACAUACAACCCUUUAACAGAAUGUGAUACAAAUCCAAUAUCACACCUUUGCUAUACUGAUUCCAAGGGAUUUCUCCUCUUAAGUACAGAAAAACUGAAAACAAGAAUUGGAACUGCUACUUCGGAAAGAUAUAGGAAUGGUCCCGCCAUGACAGAAACAUCUACGAAAGAGUUUCAUUCUUCAGACCUUGUAUAUGGGCUAUUUACCAAAGCUUGGCCGAAAUCGGCGGAUGAAUGGCUAUCAAGAAAACGAAGAUAUCCAUGGCCACCGACGAAUAUCACAAAACUUGUUUACGACGGUUGUUUUCUUGUUCCAACUGGGUCUUCUUAUGAAUCUGAAACAAUUUGGAGACUUUCGUUUGUUCAGAUCGAAAAAGAAAUGGUUUGGGCUUGGUCAGCUAUUCAGUAUAAGUGUUUUAUGCUUCUGAAACUGAUUAAAAGAAGCAUAAUACAACCAGCUAUACCAGAUGUAAUAUCAUCUUAUCAACUAAAGACAAUAAUGUUUUGGGUGUCCGAGGAAACGGAUCCAAUGUUUUGGAAAACAAAUAAUAUUAGAGAAUGUUUUACUCGAUGUUUUGAAUUUCUUUUGGAAUACGUACAAAAAGAAAAUUGUCCACACUAUUUUGUCAGAACAAACAACCUUUUCCGAGGAAAAUUAAAUAGGAGUUUAAAAGAAGAGCUGAUUUGUCUUUUAUUUCGAAUUUUACAGAAUUUUUGGACUGAGGUGUUUAAAAUCCCCAGUCUGCGUGAAGUAAGCGAAAACCUAGAAGAAGGAGAAAUUGAACGUUACGGUGAUGUGCUAACAGCAACAAUGCGACACCCAGAGUUAUUAAAAGAAAUAAUGAAUUUGUAUUUCAGUGUUAUCAUCAGCUUUGCGACAUCAGCAAUGAAGCCAGCCUUUAAGUUCCUCAGGAAAAAUGACAUCGAUGUGGCUAUCAAAAGGCAUCAUGAAUAUCGUUUGCUUAUAGCAAGAUUUUCCUUGACAGAUCCAGAACAUCUUGAACUUGAGCAACUUAUUAAUCGUUUAAUCGAUAUAAGUUUGGGGUCACAGUUGAAUUCGAAGGCCUGCAAAACCGAAGAUAAUAUAGAAAAAACAAAAUUGAUACAUGAAGCAGAAAUGUUAUUCAAACGUGGCAUCAACCUAGACACUGCGUCUGGUAGGCUAAAACUAGCAACACUGUACUUCUGUCAAGGCAAAUAUAGAAGUGUGUGCAAUCUUAUCAAAGAAGUUUCGACCACUGAAGGAGUGUUUCAAUUGAACGGAUUUGAACCACAAAGUCCAGAUAUUUCUUUCCCUUAUGCUCUUCGAAUUAUUUCUGAACAGCCCAGCCUUGCAUCAACAUUACGAGACCAUGCGGCUCUGGAAUUAGUGUUUUUACCAUCAGAAAUUAACUCGGCUCCAGAUCCAAUUAAGUUUGAAAUAAAUCGGGCAGUACUAGCAGAAAAUGAAUGUAGUCUCGAUAAUCCACUAAGUUGGGCUGCUUUUGAUGCUGAUUUUUAUACAUUGCUGUUAAAGUUUCUGAUUCUGCACGAGCAAAAUGCAUACCAAGAAAGAAAUGAAACUCUUUCAAAGCUUCGCGAAUAUGUCAAAAAAACAAAUUCGUUUUACAGGAGAAUUUCGGCCAUGAAUAUUGUUGGAUACUGUCUUCAACUUGUAGGAGAAGUUCAAUGGGCUCUUGAUGUGUUUCUAGGCUCCCUUGUCUUAUAAAGAACUCACAAUUCGGCAAUAUGGCAUCUGGCGCUUCUUGUGUGGAAUGUAUACAACUCAUCCAAAUUGUAAAAUGAAAAAGAGGGAAUUUAAGUAUGCAUGUUCCCCCAGUGACUAUAUAUAUUACAAGGACUAUUAGUAAACAUACUAAAUACCAAUUUUAACAUUAAUUACAGCUUAUGUAAGAAUCCUGGGUUUUGAUUGGUUUAUAGCCAGUGAAUUUUUCACCAAUUUACUGUUAUCAAAUGAAUAUCGUUCAUUUUUUAACGCCGCCGGGGUAUAUGCAAAAAGGAUAUGCCUUUUUUACCCUCUCUGCCGUGGUAUUUGCCAAAAAAUACUCUAUCCGACUGGACGCUUGUAACGUCACGAUCAUCAAUGCGUUUCUGAACGUUAACAUUCGGUGUAAUUAAACAGAUAUAGCAUGUUCUGGAGGGGUAUUUGCGAAAAAUACCAGUCUUGAGAAUGAAUUUCCCUCGUCUUACGGCUCGCGAAAUUUAACAUUCUCUUGACUGAUAUCUGUUCAGAAUACCAUUUCAUUUUGAAUACACGAUCUACUGUUUAUUUCACCAACGUACAACAGUAGACAUGUAUGGGAAGCUACUCAAUAGAUGUGAACCUAUCACAGCAAAUGUAUAUUAGGUAUGUUUGACGAUUUGUAUAUAGAAACAUUUGCACAAUGUCCAUAUAAUGACUAGAAAGUGAAAAAAAAAAAUUCUUUUGAUACUUUGAUAUAUGGUGGCAUUCAUGGAGUUGUAUUUCACAGUUCCCAUAGCAACAGUAAAAUUAUAUUUCGAAACGGUGAAAUGUAAAUAUUUGUUUUUUACAAAGUGCUUUUUCGGCCAUUUGACUUGAAUAAAAAGAUAUAUGGUAUAUAAGUAAAAUGAUUUCAAACAACCUGAGAUAACUGCUUGGUUUAAAUGGGGUUCAUGUUGCUUAGUUUUUAGUUUUCUAUGUUGUGUUUUGUGUGCUGUUUUGUUUGUCUUUUUGGUCUUUUUUUUUUUGCCAUGGCGUUGUCAGUUAAUUUUCAAUUUAGGGAUCUUUCGCCUCUCUUCUGUUUUAUUCUACUUAUCUAUGAUAGUUUUCGAGAUAAUAGGUAAAGCUAAAAGUUAAACUUAGUCACACAUUGACAUUUAAGACCAAUAACUCUUAUGAGGAGUCAUCCAAUGGUAUCAGUUACUAGUAUAUAAUCAUUUCUGCAAAUUUUGUAUUGCUAAUAUUUUUGUUUUGAUGUUUUACAGGUUCUACCUUUCUAUGAUAUAAAAAUAAGAAGAUUGGUUACGAUAGCCAAUGAGACAAAACUGACUCCACCAGAGACCAAAUGACCUAGAAGUUAGAAACUAUAGGUCACUUUACGACCUUCAUCAAUGAGCAAAACCCAUACCGCAUAGCAAGCUAUAAAGGGACCCGAAUUGACAGAUGUAGAACAGGUCAAACGAGAAACCUAACGGCCUGAUUUGUGUACAAAACAAUUUUAAGGGCAAUAACUCCUUAAUUGGUCAUCUGAUUGGUUUUGGUUAUUCAGCAUUUUUGAAGAUGCCGUAUGGCUGUAACUACUUCAGCAUUGCUCCAAUGGUUUCAGUUAUAUUUGUUUGUUUUUGUAGAUCUUGUAUUGCUAAUUAUUUUUGUUGUUUGCAAUUUAUACAUAUCUACAAAUAUUUUAUUGUUUUUUGAGAAAACCAAUAUUAGCAUUAUUGUACAUGUAUAUCUUGUUUUGCAGAUAAUAUAUGAUAGUUUUCGCUUUAAAUUGUAAAUAGACUAUCACUUUAGUAUUCAUUCGUAUCAAUAUUAAGUCUUAUCAUAAUGACGAUGCUUUUAUUUCGAUUAAAUCUAUGAAAACAUAGACUCAUAUAUAUUAGUAAACGAUAACCACGUGGAAGCAUUUUAUUCUGGUAUUUGCCUUCCAAAACUUUUUAGGUCUACGAAGUGUUUGUAAUGGUAUUUCAAGAACUCAGGGUUGAACGCAUCAAAAUAGUAUCAUGCAACAUAUUGUCUCUAUUCAGAGUGUUCAUUAGAAAUGUAGAAAUAAAAACGGAAAAGUUUAUCACUAA